This is a messenger RNA of Oncorhynchus gorbuscha (pink salmon), 1205 nucleotides long. Its product is annotated as zinc finger protein 135-like. Gene Ontology annotation, biological process: regulation of DNA-templated transcription. The record is from RefSeq and is a predicted model, not a curated record. Gene Ontology annotation, molecular function: RNA polymerase II cis-regulatory region sequence-specific DNA binding; DNA-binding transcription factor activity, RNA polymerase II-specific. Lineage: Eukaryota; Metazoa; Chordata; Actinopteri; Salmoniformes; Salmonidae.
ACUCUCAUUCUGAAAGCGGGACGAGUCCUUCAGGAGAACCUGACCCAGAGACGUCCAAACCAGCGAGAGCACACCACUGCUCCCAGUGUGGAAAGAGAUUUAUCCGGUUAGGGCACCUGAAAGAACACAUGAAAACACAUACAGGGGAGAAGCCUUACCACUGCUCCCAGUGUGGAAAGGGUUUUGGACAGUCAGGGCAUCUGAAGGUGCAUGAAAGAAGACACACUGGAGAGAAGCCAUAUCAAUGCUCCCAGUGUGAAAAGAAAUGUUUCUCACCAGGGGACCUGAAGUCACAUGAGAGAACACACACACAGUCUUUAGAGAGGCCUUUUCAAUGCGCUCAGUGUGGAAAGAGAUUUAUCCAGUCAUCGCAUCUGAAAGAGCAUGAAAGAAUACACACAGGAGAGAAGCCGUAUCAAUGCUCUCAGUGUGGAAAGGGUUUUAGAUACUCAGGGCAUUUAAAAGUGCAUGAAAGAACACACACUGGAGAGAAGCCGUAUCAAUGCUCUCAGUGUCAAAAGGGUUUUUUCUCACCAGGGGACCUGAGAAAACACGAGAGAACACAUUUAGUAGAGAGGCCUUUCCAAUGCUCUCAAUGCGGAAAGAGAUUUAUGCAGUCAUCACAUCUGAAAAAACACAAGAGAAUACACACAGGCGAACAACCGUUCCAAUGCUCUCAUUGUGGAAAAAGUUUUACCCGUUUGGGGAACUUGAAAACGCAUGAGAUGACACACACAGGAGAGAAGCCUUUCCACUGCUCCUUCUGUGGAAAACGUUUUACCCAUUUAGGGAACCUGAAAAUGCAUGAGAUGACACACACAGGAAAUAAGCCUUAUCACUGCUCCCAGUGUGGAAAAGGUUUUGGACACUCAGGGCAUCUAAAAGUGCAUGAAAGAACACACACUGGAGAGAAGCCGUAUCAAUGCUCCCAAUGUGAAAGUAAAUUUUUCUCAUCAGGGGACCUGAAAUCACACGAGAGAACACACACUGUAGAGAGGCCUUUCCAAUGCUCUCAGUGUGGAAAGAGUUUUACCCGGUUAGGGAAUCUGAAUAUGCAUUUGAGAACACACAGGGAGAAGCCAUACCACUGUUCAGACUGUGGAAAGAGAUUUAUCCAGCUAGGGGACCUGAAAUCACAUGAGCGGACACACACAGGAGAUAAGCCUUUCCAAUGCCUCAGUGUGGAAAAAGUUUUGCCUGGUUAG